GCCAGUGCGUCACUCGCAUCCGUUGCCAGCCAAGCAUCCUGGGAUGAAAUAAAAUAAAGAGAAAAAUAGAUAAAUAGAGAGAGAGAGAGAGAGAGAGAGAGAGAGAGAGAGAGAGAGAGAGAGUGAGAGAGAGAGAGUGGGAGGGAGAUAGCGAAUAGCGCAAGGGAUAAGAAUAACGUACUAUCUACGCCGGUGAUUCUUCUUUAUUCUUAUCCGUCGUUCAUUCAAUAGUAAUAUCAUAUCGAGUACAAGAAGACAUUUCGAGAUCUUAGGCAGAAAAAAAUUUCAAACACAGUGAAGAAUAUGAAGAUUGGUUUUAUCGGAUUUAUUUGUCUCGGCAUUUUCGUCUUUGCCGAGAGCAUCAGCGCCGGUCCGUUUUUCGAUGAUGACGAAGAAGCUUUUACGUCGGACAUAGACUAUUCGGACAAUACAUUGGAGAAUCUAAUGCAUGCUGUUCAACAAAAACGUGCCUCGUGGAUCUCUAUGUUCAGGCGCGCAUGCGUUCGACGCAAUGGAAACUGUGAUCACCGGCCCAACGACUGUUGCUUCAGCUCGAGCUGCCGCUGUAAUCUCUGGGGCUCCAACUGCCGAUGCCAACGGGUCGGACUCUUCCAGAAAUGGGGAUAAACGGACUUCUCCCUCAAAGGCAUAUCAACCUCCAUCUCCACGAUCCUCUCAUCCUUAUUCAUUGUCCUUCCGAUAGUAGCCUCUUUCACUACCCAAGUUUUCUUUAAGCGCAAUAGAUUAAUGGACGAAUGAAAGAGAAGGAGGACGGCACGGAGAAGGCUAACAAGCAACAUUUGCGAUAAUAAAACCAUAUAUUAUGUGCGUAUAUGUUAUUCGUAAUUUUCGAAUGAGUUCUACAUAAGUUCGACAUUUAUCAUUUAUUUCGAAUCACUAUCUGUAAUUUUCCUUGAUUAUUACAUAUUCUGAGUAAUUUUUACAAUAAUUUACAAACAUUUGUGUUCAAUAAG
Ceratosolen solmsi marchali is the source of this 974-nucleotide messenger RNA. Its product is annotated as U8-agatoxin-Ao1a. The transcript has 3 exons. The record is from RefSeq and is a predicted model, not a curated record. Lineage: Eukaryota; Metazoa; Arthropoda; Insecta; Hymenoptera; Agaonidae. Gene Ontology annotation, cellular component: extracellular region. The coding region runs from base 304 to 627 and encodes 107 amino acids. Gene Ontology annotation, molecular function: ion channel inhibitor activity.